UGGCUUGCUCUGACCUCACAAUGAGCCACUGUGAGGAAUGACUGAUACCUGGGCAUAUAACACAGUGCCUAGGGCUGGGUUUUGUCCUUCUAGUACAGAGAGCUGUUGGGUGGUGAUCUGUGGGACUUGGACUUUGGUGAAAGUUUUGGACCUGGAUAUUGGUUGACGUUUUGGACUUGGACGCUGGUUACUUGUUAAUCUUGACAGAUUGGUGUUGAUACCGAGCAUUUAUAUCAACAAAGAUGCAGACUAGCGAAGCAGCUCAAGGCCUCAAGAACAAGCCCUUUGACGAAGAGGCUUUAACCGAACAGUAUGAAAUCCUAACAACCCUUGGGCGAGGGGCAUUCGGAGAAGUAAAACUGGCUAGCCAUCUACUCACCCAGGCAAGGGUAGCAGUAAAAGUUCUUCCCAAAGACAGAAAGAACAGCUUCAUCAAAUCAGGAAUUGAAAUAAUGAAAUCUCUAGACCAUCCCAAUAUUACUAAACUUUUGCACAUCAUCGACACCGCAAAUAAUACUUACAUGGUCAUGGAACAUGCCACACGGGGAGACCUAAUGGUCAGGAUUGCGGAGUUGGGCUACCUACCAGAGGAGGAGUCCCGUAAGCUAUUUAAACAGAUGGUGUGUGCCCUCCAAUAUUGUCACAGGAAAGGGAUUGCUCACAGGGCAUUAACGCCCAAAAAUAUUUUAGUGGAUGGCAAAGGAAAUAUAAAACUCAGCGACUUUGGUUUGGGCACCAAGCUUACCACAGAGCAGAAGCUAGCAUAUUUCUGUGGGACCCUUCCUUACUGUGCCCCAGAACUCUUUGAAGAAAAAGACUACAAUGAACUUGCCACCGACGUUUGGAGCUUGGGUGUUGUUCUCUACUUUAUGUCAACAGGGUGCCUCCCUUUCAAGGGAAAUACCUUUGGCGGACUAAAGCAGAAGAUCUUGGCAGGCAAGUACACUACUGAAUUCAAGCUGUCUCCAGAGCUGUGGGACGUUAUUGCUAAGUUGUUAACUGUAAAUCGUGGACAAAGACCAACAAUAGAUGACGUUGUGGACUUUCAGUGGCUAAAGGAUGGCAAUGAAGUUUCUCCCAAUCCCUUUAGAGAGAACGAUGAGGACAGCUACGCAGACCCCACUGUGAUGGUCGUCAUGGGCAUCAUGGGUUACAAGCAAGGAGAGAUAAGGGAAGCUUUACGGGAGAAAAAGUUUGAUGCGAUGAUGGCCACCUACUUGAUUCUUAGGCAGUCGACCUGGAGGAACAACUUUAUAAAACUACUUAAGCCCAAGCAGUCCGAUGGAACCUUCAACCUUGUAGGCUGUCCCACGCUACCAAAAGUGACUAUAAAGAGGGGAUCUAGUGUCCCUACCCUUCCCACCUCCAUUUUGCCCACUCUACCUGAGUGUCCCGAGAACGACAAAAAGUGUAGAACGUGGUCCAAUGUGCCUCCCACCCUGAACGGCCCUUACAAAGGAACAGCCCCCAUUUACAGAAUCUGCUCCCAGCACCUACAUGAGGAUCACUUCAUGAACAUCAGCUGGGGGGAUGCAGAGAGCACUCUUGACCCCUCCGAUGAAAUAUGUACCAGAGUGUCUUCAGUCCUGGAAGCUUAUUUCAGCCAGUUAUCCCUGGAUGUGUCCAAAGCUGGCCCUAACAAUCCAAAGGACACAGCGUCCUCACAGGAUGAUUUAUCUCAUCACCCCUCUGUGGAGGAGGUUCAGUGCAAAGAGGUCACCUCAGGAGCUCUCCCACAAAGCUCACCUCAGGAGGACCUCAGGCGGCAGCCCCACAGUGUGCCUACAGCUGGUUCAAAGAACAAGACCUCACAGGAUAGAUCACCUCCGUUCUCCAGCGAGGAGGCCCAGGAUGAGGGUCCCAUUGUAGAAGAGGAAGACCUCAGCCCGUCCUCCCCAGAAACACACCAGGGACAGCUCAGUGGCCAGGGCCAGACUGCACCCAGAACCCCCUUUAGAAAGCGGGUUUGGAAGAGCAUACAGAAUAAGAUAACGAAAGGCCUGAGAUGUUUAUGUUGCUGCCUACCAACAGAAAGGAGGGAGCACCUAGCCAGCAACCAAACCCUGUCUGUGAGCCCAAAUAGCCAUGGAGGCAGCCGAGGAGACAGUGCUGGUGGAGGCACUGUACCCCUCCGAAGCUGAAACCCAAGAGUGGAGAGCAGCGUGCUGAGGAUGCACACAGGCGCGGGGGGAGAGCCAGCCUCCUGUCUCCAGGUGUACCUGUGAGCCAUUAGAAGAGACAAGCGGUACUGGAGGCAGAGGAAGACCCCAGAGGUCCUGACCAUUCUGCAUGCCUUCAAGAUGAAUAUUGCUGACCAGGUUGGAGCCAGAAACAGAGGAAGGAGUUUGCAGGGAUUGUCCAUCUUGUGCUCAUUUGGGAAGGUAGAGUGUAUGGGAACAGGUGAGUCCAUUAGUUAUGGUGCAGCUCAAAGCAUCAACCUGGCCUACUAGACAGCUUGCUUCCUAUCCCCGCCAAGAUCCAGACACCUUCACAACUCUCCCUACACUAUUAUUGGUGAACCUCCUUGUGGCUUUGCAACCUGAGUCAUAUGGAUACACUCUUUUGUACUCAGUGUCUGGACAGACAGGGACACACACACACACACACACACACACACACACACACACACACACGCUUCUCCCAAUGUACUUUGUGCACAGUUAACACAAGUGAAGUUGGUUUGAACUGGAGAGGACUUUCAUUCCAAUCAAUGUAAUUUCACAUUUCAUGUGAUUUCCCUCCUGGAAAUGCCUCGACACUCCUCUUACUCAGCUUGUUCCUGUCUCCACCCCCACCCCAAACACUCACCACUCUGCUCUACUGCUUCACGGGAGCCAUGUGAAGCCAGCACAUGCCACGGUGCACACUUUGCCACAAGGCAUCCAGUGGUGUGCAAGGUAAGGCCCACCAGCUGUGCUUUGAGUGGAAGCAAGGUGAAGUCUGGAGAGUCUGACAGUUGAAUUGAGAGAUGGAGCUGGUUCCAUGCAUGAUCGUGGAUGAGAACCUGUUGAUGGAAAAUCAAUGGCAACCCCUGGUCUGACAGUGAGGGCGUUCCUUUGAGUGGCUAAUAGUCUCCUACCAUAUUCCCACCUCCUAAGAUAACUCAGACAGUUAAAGGGUUUUAAGGGAUCAUAUUUGUACCCCUCCUUAGGCCCACACUCUAGUACACCCCAAGAUCACACUCUACUAUACCCCAAGAUACUAUUUUCAACAGUAUAUCACACAAAGAUCCCACCUUCUUUCUUUCUUACAUCCUGUAGGGACGUUGCUCUUGCUGAAGCUUUGAUCUCCAGGCAGCAGGCUGGGAAAGACUGGUGCCUCUGCUGCCUGUGUGACCCUAGGCUGGGGCUACCAAUGAGACUCCCGGGACUACAUUCAGCAAGAGACAUUUUUAACUGGAUGGUGCUUAAAGCAGGAGAUGACACUCAAGCCCUAACACACUGGAUGGAAGAGGGACACAGAGGUCUCCUUGAUGGAAGAGGCUUCUUCUGAUUGACAGAAAAUUUGGACCAGAACCGGAGACCUACAAGCAGGUGGACUAAGACGAACAAGAGAAAAUGUCUGCUGAUCCAGGUGAAGAUCAGCCAUUGAGGAUAUGCUCAGAGAGCUGGGCCCAAGAGUGCUCUGCAGACCUGUUAUCAAGAAAGACAGGCACCUGGACAAAAAGAUAUAUGGCACAAAUAUCUCUGAAUAAAGAGACUGUUUUCUUACUACAAUAAACUUCUUUGUAUAUUUGAACCACA
Molecule: messenger RNA, 3743 nt
Organism: Peromyscus maniculatus bairdii (prairie deer mouse)
Lineage: Eukaryota; Metazoa; Chordata; Mammalia; Rodentia; Cricetidae
Source: RefSeq, a predicted model, not a curated record